This is a messenger RNA of Hyla sarda, 1525 nucleotides long. It is a transcript of the gene RHOV, whose product is annotated as ras homolog family member V. The record is from RefSeq and is a predicted model, not a curated record. Lineage: Eukaryota; Metazoa; Chordata; Amphibia; Anura; Hylidae. The coding region runs from base 159 to 884 and encodes 241 amino acids. The transcript is spliced from 3 exons. Gene Ontology annotation, molecular function: GTPase activity; GTP binding. Gene Ontology annotation, biological process: small GTPase-mediated signal transduction.
GUUUAGCUUGGAGUGAGAUGUACCUGAAAUACAAUAAUGGUGACGAUCCCUCCCGGUAAGGUCAUUGGAGGAGCCGCCGGCACAGACUGACCCAUGACAAGGGACAUAGUGGAUUUAUCUUCCUGCCUGUUACUGAAGACCCCAGGACUGGCACCGUCAUGCCCCCCCAAGUGAUGCUGGAUUGUUCUGAGGGCGAACGGCUGAGUCCACAAUUAUCCGGAUCCCUUAGAAGGAGAAGUUCCUCCAGACCCAACAGCCAAGAACUGGGCAUAAAGUGCGUCCUGGUUGGAGAUGGUGCGGUGGGCAAGACCAGUCUGGUGGUCAGCUACACUAUCAAUGGCUACCCCACCGAAUACCAGCCCACUGCCCUGGACACAUAUUCGGUUCAAGUGCAAGUGGAUGGGGCACCGGUACGAAUCCAACUUUGUGACACUGCAGGACAGGAGGACUUUGACCACCUCCGCUCGCUCUGUUACCAAGAAACCGACGUCUUCCUGGUGUGCUUCAGCGUGGUGAACCCCAGCUCCUUCCAAAACAUCACGGAGAAGUGGAUUCCCGAAAUCCGCACCCGCAACCCCCACACUCCGGUGGUCUUGGUGGGAACCCAGACUGACCUCAGAGACGAUGUCAACGUUCUGAUUAACCUAAAUAAACUUCACGUCCGACCCGUCAGCGAGUCCCAAGCGCAGGCCGUGGCCCAGAAGAUAAGAGCCCAGACGUACGUAGAGUGCUCGGCGUUGACUCAGAAAAACCUCAAGGAGGUCUUCGACACGGCCAUCCUCAGCGCCAUCGAACACAAGGCCAGGCUGGAAAAAAAGUUGAACUCGAAGGGUUUUAAAAGACUUUCCAAAUGCCGCUGGAAGAAAUAUUUCUGCUUUGUUUGAACCCUUAUAUUAGACAAUGGUGUGAACACGAGCUUGAAGACCACUGGUGAUGAUUGGGAGGUUUUAACAGGUGCUACACCGGCUUCACUUUCACUUUCACUUUUGUGGCUGUCGUGAUACACGCAGGUUCCUGACGGGGCAUCACUUUGACACUUAUCAUUUGUUGACCUGUGAUAUGAAGCUUUAACGCACUGUGAAUGCGAACACAAGAUGUCGGAGAGAGUUCGAUCAACGUGGUCUUCCGAUGGGUCCAAUGGGACAUCCUCCGGAGACCUGAACGGUUCAGAUGCUUCAGCGUCCUAGAAUAAAUGGGACUUAGGGAAAAAAAAAACAUUCUCAAACUAGAUAACUGUGUGUAGGUUGGCCGUGGUCUCAGAUAACGUUCAUCGAAGUCCCUCAUUGGGAGACCUUUGGGAACACAGGUUGUCCCUAUGAAACCAUUUACCAGAAUUUAAGGUCGAUAGCCAAAUUACAUGUCCAUAGCUCCUGCUGUAUGCUGCUAUUCAGUCCUAAAGGGGCACUGGUGCCAGAAAGUUAUACAGAUUUGUAAAAAUCUUAAUCCUUCCAGUACUUAUCAGCUGCUGUAUGCUCCACAGGAAGUUCUUUUCCUUUCGAAUUUCCUUUCUGUCUGACCACAGUGC